UUCAUGGAUUCUGUGUGGGCAAUUCUGGUCACAUUACGAAUUGAAAAAGCAAAAAUUGAGAUAGGAUUCACAAAAACCAAUUAUUUGAAUAAUUAUUCGAUGCCAUACUCGCAUUCGUUACUCGCAGCCAUAACAUGGAGUAUAACACUUGCGAUAUGGUAUAGGUGGUUCUACGGAGGUGGAAAUAAGGCAGCCCUUUUAGUUGGGCUUGUUGUCUUUUCACAUUGGAUUGAAGAUCUUAUAGUCCAUAAGAAAGAUCUUUUACUAUUAACUUUCGAUGAUACGAAAAAGAAAUAUGGUUAUGGCCUGUGGGAUCAUUUCUACACCGCACUCUUUCUGGAACUUUCUUUUUUCAUUAGUGGAAAAAGCACCGAUUGUUGUUCUUUGCGUUAUGAUAUUGGAUCAUCUACUGAGUGUACUCCACUCAGACGGUGCGAAUAUGUUGCGGCUUACAGUGCUGUUCAUGACUUUAAUGUGGCUGCAGAUUUAUUGCAAAAGAACGCGCCAAAACAUAAAAAAGUGACAAGAAAGUUUGUGAUUGACGCAUCAGCUCCCGCACAGGAUAAAAUUUUUGAUGCACAAGCAUUCGAAAAAUUCUUGCGUGAUAACAUAAAAGUCAACGGUCGUACUGGACAACUUGGUGACGCUGUCACAAUCAACAGAGACGCAGCUGAUCAUAAAUUAACUGUGACGACAAACACCCAGCAGUUCGCGAAACGUUAUUUAAAGUAUCUGACGAAAAAGUUUAUGAAAAAGAAUUCAAUUCGAGAUUGGCUUCGUGUAGUUGCUGUUGAUCGAACAACUUAUCAGAUAAGAUACUUUAAUAUUAGCAAUCAGGAAGAAGAUGAUGACGAAGAAUGA
Messenger RNA from Ambispora leptoticha, 861 nucleotides. NCBI's taxonomy places the organism in Eukaryota, Fungi, Glomeromycota, Glomeromycetes, Archaeosporales, Ambisporaceae. The record is from the annotation of a GenBank genome assembly.